Cetraspora pellucida is the source of this 493-nucleotide messenger RNA. NCBI's taxonomy places the organism in Eukaryota, Fungi, Glomeromycota, Glomeromycetes, Diversisporales, Gigasporaceae. The record is from the annotation of a GenBank genome assembly.
ACGGAACUUGUAUUUACUUUAGUCGGUCUGCAAAAUAGUGGCAAGACAGCUUUAAUUGAUGUAAUCGCUACUGGUCAAAUUAGUGAAAAUAUACCUACUGUAGGAUUUAACAUGCGCAAGGUCUCUAAGAGAAAUGUUAAUAUGCAAAUAUGGGAUAUGGCGGGACAACCACGUUUUCGUAAUAUGUGGGAACGUUAUUGUAAGAACGUAAAUGCAAUCGUAAGAUUCGUAAUUGAUUCCACCGAUUAUGAGAAAUUGGAAGCUGCACGAAUUGAAUUACUCAACCUUUUGGAAAGUCCACUACUCGCAAACAUUCCAGUUUUAGUCUUGGGUAAUAAAAAUGAUUUACCAGAAGCUAUGCCCGUCGAGAAGAUCAUUAAAGAAUUGAAUUUAAAAUCCAUCACAAAUCGUGAAGUUUGUUGCUAUUCUGUUUCGGCAAAAAAUCAAGUAAAUCUUGAUAUCACUUUGGACUGGUUGAUCAAGAAAGGCAAAA